This is a messenger RNA of Sphaeroforma arctica JP610, 702 nucleotides long. RefSeq lists its product as hypothetical. The transcript has 2 exons. The record is from RefSeq and is a predicted model, not a curated record. The coding region runs from base 1 to 702 and encodes 233 amino acids. NCBI's taxonomy places the organism in Eukaryota, Ichthyosporea, Ichthyophonida.
AUGUCCAACCUACGUCAAAGCCGUCGGCAGCAACAUCUGACCCCUGAACGUCGAGAGGAAGACGAUAUAGACCGUCGAGGAACUAAGCGCCGCCAGUCUUUCACGGGCUAUACCGACCACCGAGCUGAGAAAGAACGGAUGGAACCACAGGAUGGAGCGGUUCAUAGCCAAGCAGCGGCUACCGAUAGACAGGCAUCCAAGACACCCAGGGGUGCUAUCAGCCUAACGCAGGAAGACGUUGUAAUUAACGACGAAGCCAAGGGAGAUUCCGACCGGCGUGCGGACAGGGAGCAGUUCAUUACUAGUGAACAGCGCAGGCGUGACCGCCGUCGUUCCAACAUCAAGGGUGGUACGGCGCGGGGCCAGUCGUCGACACAGAAGCUAACCGAGCGUAUGGCCCAACAACAGUCGGUCUUAGAGAAAUACGAACAGAGGUUGCAGCAUACAUCGUCCGAACUUCCCACGACCUUGCUGUACGCAAACGAAGCGUCGACUAGUCCACACAAACGGGAGCGUAUGGCACAAGGUAGGGAGGACAAUCCCAAGUUUAGGAUCCAAGGCCCUUCACAACAACACCAUGGCCUCGGGUACAAAUCAUCUGGGUCAGCAGGUCAACUCUCCGAGGAGGAAGAUACUUUGUCGUCUCUAGAGGAGGAUCUGUCAUUUCAAGAAUUCGCACGUGAUCAAGUGUUGGUCAAGUAA